UCUCUCUCUCUCUCUCUCAUCCAGCGGAAUCCUACGCCAGAACCGCCAUGGAAGACAGCUUCAAGGUUCGGGUGGACCGCCUGUUCGGCUCCCUGUCCUCUUCCUCCGCAACGGCGCCGCAGUCUUCUGCCUCGCCCUUUAGCUCUCUCUGGUGCCUCACCGACGACGAAGUCGAGAGGAAGGAGUGGAACCGGGACAAAGGCAGCCCGGAACCGGAAUUCGACCUCGGGCCGAGAGGCGGCGGGCUCGAGCUGGGGAGAAAACGGCGGGAUUUCCGGGAGGAGCUCGAGAGGGAUCUCGAGGACCUCGACGACGACUUGGCGGAGCAGGAGGAGGAGGAGGAGGAGGAGGAGGAGCCGCGGUCACGCGGUUCGUCGAGCCAAUCUGAUAAGCCGGACGAUUAUAACGACGAGGAGUGGGAGAUUAAGUCCUCUAUCGGGCGGGAUUGCACUUUGGACUUUGAGGAAGAGGAGGAUCGGUAUGAUAAAUUAGCUGUUGGGAGAGAGAAGGCUGGAGACCGCUUGUAUAUGAAGGAUGUAACGAACUAUGGCAUAUGUAUCGAUCAUGAUAAUGAGCUUCCAACUUCAUUCAGCGAUGCUGCUAGGGAUCCACGUGCCGACCACAUGGCUGCAAAAAUUAGAUUAAAGGAAGAUGCAGAAGCAGCUGAAAAGAUAGAUUCUCUGCAUGUCUCUGAGGAAAAUGCACAUUUAGUGGCUAAUUCCCAAGUUCACACAGCUGAAGUUGAUGUCAAUCUGAAAUCUAUUUUGAAGAGGAAGGAUGGUCAAAGUGAUUCAAAGACACAAAAGCGUGUUCGGUUUGAUCCUGAAUCGAUUGAGGAAGCAUCUGCUGAAGCUGAACCUGUGACAAUGGAUCCUUCUAGAACAGAAUCAUCCGUCAGCGAAGAUGCAGAAAUCGCUCCUUCUCAAGAUUUUUCUUCUGCUGUUCCGGAUUAUGUGCGAAACCCUUCCAGAUAUACACAUUAUACAUUUGAUUCCUCGACUGACAUGGACGAAAAAUCUAAUCGGCAAGCCUAUAUGGACUUUAUGAACAUGUUGAGGAAGUCAAAAUCCACGGAAAUAUGUCUGGAUGAUUCUCCUGUUGAUAUUCCUAAAUCAGUCACUUUCAUCCCGAGGAAAAGAGGUAGCAUGGCCACAAUGUUAGACAAUGGUGAGGAGCUGAAGCAAGAUAAUGAAGAUGCAAGUAAAGAGGCAAUACGUAGAAGAGUAACCCCUGUUAUUGCUGCUGUGGAUGCCGAAGAUAGUGAAUUGUGUGCAAUGGAGGAAGAUGAAGUGGAAGAAGCAGUUGACAAAAAGCAGUCUUUGGUCCGAUCAGGUCGGCAGUACCGGACAAAGGCUAGGACAGAGGAUGAUUUAUCUUGAGAUUUAGUUGUUCAUUAUUCCUCUGACAUUUUAGCUUGGCUUUUACUAGUUUCCUUUGGUUUUCUUGAGCUACUUCUGUUGCAUUCUAUAAUAUGUAUGAGUUUCUUGUCCUAUAUGUAACUUUAGCGAUCUUAAGAUGCACACAAUUAUGAACACAAUAUGGCUGAUGUCUUCUUUUUGUUCUUCACACUUUUCCGAAAAGCUAAGUCCGCUUAAAAGAGGCCAACCCACAGAGUGUGUACACCUGGGCACAUAUGUGAUGGAGAGAUAAUUAGAUGUUUGUGUGAUAUGCUGUUGGCUAUGGUUGCUCCACUCGCUCCCAAAAUACUCUCGUCAGGGGGCAUUUGGAUUUUAGUAGGACAGACGCCAAACUGGAUACAAAUUCUGAGAUUGAAUGUUUCUCAGGCUUCAGUGAGGCUCUUUCCUGCAAUGCUUUUGUCAUUCUUUUAUGCCAAAAAACAAAUUGGCAGGGCAGGUAAGGGUGUUCUUGUUUGAUUAUUUUUUGCCUUCAUGUGUCUUUUCAUACCUCGAUUGCAGUUGAGUUCUGAAUGCAAAUUUUUGUCUUGUCAGG
Rhodamnia argentea is the source of this 1950-nucleotide messenger RNA. Its product is annotated as histone acetyltransferase KAT6B. NCBI's taxonomy places the organism in Eukaryota, Viridiplantae, Streptophyta, Magnoliopsida, Myrtales, Myrtaceae. The record is from RefSeq and is a predicted model, not a curated record. The transcript has 2 exons. The coding region runs from base 48 to 1379 and encodes 443 amino acids.